UCAUGGCGGAGCUGGCUGUGUUGAGGGAAAGCUGUUGAAGAGUUACGUUACUUUGGAGUAGUUUAAGUAAUGGAAAUAUCGUCUUCGAAAGAGCAAGAAACGCAAGAAUGCCCUUCAAACGAACUUCGAGUCGUUUCUCUCUGAAAGUCUGCGAGAUGUGGGGCUUUCUGCCGUUGGAUUAAUGGAUUUCAGUUUUUUAGUGAAGUCAACAGCUUUAUACAACAAAUAUGGCUACUUGUGUCUCUCUCAAUUUGAGAUGAAAAGCUACUCAGCCCGGCUGUUCAAAACAAUGCAGUCAACGCCACUUUCUUCGAAGUGAUCAUUCGGAACUAUUUUUUCUCUCAACCUUUGCGUUUUGAGAAUUUUAACUCGCUGAAGGGUCAAUCACUGAACUUCGCUAGCUGAAAUGGAGCCUAAACACAAAGAGUUGCUAGAUCAGUACCACCAAAACUUGUUGGAAUCCAUUACAGAUGCCGAACGAGUUGUGGAGUUUUUAGCCAAAACAGGUACAUUAACCCAGGUGGAGCGAUUCGAAUUGGAAAACAACUGCUCGUCAAGCUCAGAAAAAGUUGAUCUUCUACUUAAGAUGCUGAUGAGCAAGGAGAGAGACCACUUUCAAGACCUCUGUUUGGCCCUCGAGAAGACGCACCCACACCUGUAUUCUACUCUCGUCGUGAACGGUGGAGGAUCAAUGGACCAUUCCGGCUCCACUUACAGCGUCCUCUCCACCAUGCCCUCCGACUCCGAGAGCAGUAGCUCCCUCAGCAGCAUAGGUACGACGGGCAAAGCUUCGUCCCCGCCGCCGCCGGCGCUCCAGGAGCAGCGGCCGCCGGGGGAGCGGCUGGAGGCCGUGCUGUUCCAGCUGCGGCAGGUGACGCGCCAGAGGGACGAGCUCCGCAAGCGCCUGGCCCUCGCGUCGCCCGGGACCACCUUCGACGAAUGCAGGCCGAGCGGGCCGAAGCCGGGCCACGACUACGAGCGACUCAAGCUGCAGUGCACCAAGGCCAUGGGAGACCUGCAGUCGCUGCAGAACCAGCACAGCAAGACCCUGCAGCGCUGCGAGGAGGCCGUCAAGGAGGCCGACUUCUACCACACGCUGCACAGCCGGGCGCUGGGCGAGCAGGGGCAGCUGAAGGAGGAGGCGGAGGGCCUGCGCCGCGACUACAGCCAGCUGCUCCGCGAGCACCAGCACCUGCAGCAGGGCUGCGACGAGCUGCGCAGGCUCCGCCUGGACGACCAGCGGGAGGCCGCCGACCUGCGCAUGCUCCAUCAGCAGGUGAUUCGGGAAAAUGGGUCGUCGGACAUCCUUAACAAGCUCUACGACACGGCCAUGGACAAGCUGGAGACGGCGCGCAAGGAGUUCGAGGCGCUACGCAAACGCUACAACGAGAAGACGGCCAAUCACAACGCGGACCUGAGCCGCCUGGAGCAGGUGGAGGAGGAGAACCGGCGGCUUCAGAAGCAGGUGGACGUGCUGCUCAAGCACCGAGACUCGGCCGUCCACUACCAGCAGCAGUGCUCCGCAGGCAUGAGGAGACUGGACGCGCUACAGCAGGAGCUAGCGGCGGCGGCGUCGCGCGGCGCGGAGCUACAACGCGAGCUGGAGCGCGUGCAGUCGGAGGCCACGCGCUCGCGCACGCUGCAGCUGAAGGCGGGCCAGGAGGCGGAGAAGCUGCGCGAGGAGCGCGACGCCGUGCUCAGCGAGUACCGCCUGGUGAUGAGCGAGCGCGACCAGGUCAUCAAGGAGGUGGACAAGCUGCAGACGGGCCUGGAGACGGCCGAGGCCAAGCUGAAGAACACGUCCAGCCAGCGCAGGGUGGCCAGCGAGGAGCUGGAGGCCCUCAGACAGGAGCUGGGCUCGGCGCUGGUGGAGCGGGACCGUGCGCUGUGCGAGCGGAACGAGCUGCUGGAGAAGUACUGCUUCGAGGUGAAGGACAAGGCGGAGGCGCAGAAGGAGCUGAGCCAGGCCUGCCGCGACAUGGAGGCCGUCAAGGAGGAGCGCGACGUGGCCCGCAAGGAGCGCACCGAGGCCAUCAUCCAGAGGGACCAGCUGCUCCGGGAGUACUACCAGGCCAGACAGAAGCAGGACUCGGCGGCGCUGGACAUGGAGCGGGCCAACAAGGAGCUGGAGAUCCUGCGCAAGCAGUGCGAGGCCAUGAGCCAGGAGCUGCAGGAGGCAUCGCAGGAGGCCGAGGUGGCCAAGUGCCGCCGCGACUGGGCCUUCCAGGAGCGUGACAAGAUCGUGGCCGAGAGGGAGAGCAUCAGGACCCUGUGUGACAACCUGAGGAGAGAGAGAGAUCGGGCCGUGAGUGACCUGGCCGACGCGCUCCGCAACCUGGACGACACGAGAAAACAGAAGAAUGACGCCGUGCGGGAACUGAAGGAGCUGAAGGAGAAGAUGGAAGACCAGCUGGAGAAGGAGGCCCGCUUCAGACAGCUGAUGGCCCACAACUCGCACGACUCGGCCAUCGACACCGACUCGCUGGAGUGGGAGACCGAGGUGGUGGAGUUUGAGAAGGACAGGGAAGACAUGGAUUUGAAAGCACUGGGUUUCGACGUAGCAGAAGGGGUAAAUGAUCCGUAUUUACCAGGUGACUGUGGAAUAUUUGUUACGAAGGUGGACAAAGGAAGUGUUGCUGAUGGAAGGUUGAGAGUGAAUGAUUGGUUGUUGAAGAUAAAUGACGUGGAUCUGGCCAAUAAGGACAGGAAGCAGGCCAUCAAGGCGGUGCUCAGCGGAGGCGGGGUGAUCAACAUGGUGGUGCGCCGGCGGAAAUCCCUGGGCGGCCGCAUCAUCACCCCCAUCCACUUGAACCUGGCCGGCCAUAAAGACAGCGGCAUCGGCCUGGAGAGCGGCGUGUUUGUUGCGUCGGUCGCCCCCGGCAGCCCCGCGGCCAAAGACGGCUCCCUGACCAUCGGAGACCGGCUCAUCGCUAUAAAUGGGAUCGCUCUGGAUAACAGAUCGCUAAGUGAGUGCGAGUCGCUUCUAAGGGACUGUCGCGAUUCGCUGAGCCUCUCGCUCCUCAAGUUCUUCCCCCAGAGCCUGUCGGGCCAGAGUCUGUUCGAGGUGGCGCGCGAGCUGGACAAGAGCCCGAGCGGCAAGCUGUCCGGCUCCGAGGUGCUGUCGCGCAACUGCCGCAACCUGCGGCACAACAGCUCCACGCAGACGGACAUCUACUCGCCCGAGAGCCCGGCGCCGUCGUCGGCCGAGCCCAGCCCGCCGCCGUACCAGGACGUGGUGUGCUACCAGCGUCACCUCACCGCCGCCGCCGCCGUCAGCCCGCACCAGUCCAAGCGCCCGCUGACCUUUCACCCGGCAUCGGUAUCCGCGGCGACGGCGGCGGCGGCGGCCGCGGCGGAGUGCGUCUCGGUGGCGGUGGACAUGCCGCCCGAGAAGAGCCACACGCCCCAGAGGAGCAGCGGGGGUACGUGGCCGCGGGUGCUCGCGGGCGGAGGACCGCCGCCGUCUUCGUCGACGUCGACGUCGUCGUCGAUCUCUUCGCCGGACGCGGCGGCGGCGGCGGCGCCGCUCUCCAUCUUCCGCGUGACGGCCAAGCGGCGGAAGCCCAUCUUCGACGCCGACAUCUUCAAGCGGCCCGACACGCCCACCAAGCUGGACUACGUGUCGCUGUCCAAGGCCCGGCCGCAGAGCCCGCGCACGGACGCCCCGAGCACCCCCCCGACGCCCCCCACGCGCAGCGACUCCUUCAAGUACAAGCACAAGCAGCAGAGCAGCUCGGCGUCCGACUCCACGCUGACCACCGGCUCCCCGCCCUCCACCCCCGCCCAGUGCCCCCCGCCGCCCGCCCCAGGAGGCCAACCGGGAGGGGAGCUCCGGACCCGAGAGGACGUAGCGGUCAGAACCGGGCCGGAGCAGGAGAUGAAGAGGCCCAGACCCAGCUCUGCCCCCGCCCCACGCCGACAGCUCACCCCGCUCAAGAUCCCCAUACCUAUGCAGGCGUACGCCAAAGACGAGCGUUCUCCAGACUCCCUGGGGCCCGUCGACUUCUCCCCCACCCCACCGCACGCCCACAUGGGCUUCCUCCCGCCGGGCUACCACGGCCCUCUGCCAGGACAGCCCUCCCCGCGUGGCCUGUCUCCCUGUUCGGCUGUCACCACGGUGAUGCACAACCCUGUGUACACAGCCUGGAGCCACUGGGUCAGCAGCAACAACACCUGCCCUCCCGCACCACACUCACGCAACAGUCCUCAGCACCAGGGCCGUCUGAGUCUGGAUCUCAGCCACAAGCGCUCCAGUGAGCUGAGCGAAGGCGCCCGCCGCACUCCACACAGCACCAACUCCCUGCCCUCCAGUGCCAGACACGGUGGGGUAAGCAGUCAGUAUCGUGCGGAGCGAAUCAAGAUCCCCUCCACGCCCCGAUACAUGCGCUCGGCGCAAGGCUCCACACAGGGCUCCGACAGAGGCUCCCUGUCCCACUCGGACUGCAGCACCACCAGUCUCAUCACCCCUCCUCUAUCCCCCCUCAACCUGGAGACCACCUCCUUCGUCAGCAGCCAAUCACAAGGCUCCAUUUCCUCCCACGUCAGACUGUCCGUCAGCCCUGCACCAAUGGGAGACCGCCGAAACGACAGGCCGUAUCUGGAGGAGCCGCGCGCCGUGUCCAUCCACAAGGGGGCCGAGCCGCUGGGCAUCUCCAUCGUCGGCGGCGAGAACGGCGGCAUCUUCGUCUCCAAGGUGACGGGAGGCAGCAUCGCUCACCAGUACCAGCUGGAGUUUGGAGACCAGCUGUUGGAGUUUAAUGGCAUAAACCUGCGGAAUGCCACAGAGCAGCAGGCACGGCUGAUCAUUGGUCAGCAGUGUGACACGGUCACCAUCCUGGCCCAGUACAACCCUCACAUGUACCAGCUGGGCAACCACUCGCGCUCCAGUUCCAGGAUUGAUCCAAUCAGCGGUCAUCCCUCGUCGCACGGCAGCGGAGCCACGCCCCCCGAUGACCACUCCACCAUCGACACGCUGAGCGAGCAGGACGAGGGCACCAUGACGCCGCCCUCCAAGCAGACCACUCCGACCACUAGCCCGCGCGGCUCUGUCAGGCGGGUGCUGCCGGAGCCGCGGCGGGUGACGGUGCAGCGGGUGCUGGGUGAGCUGGGCGUGUCCAUCUGCGGGGGCAACCUGCACGGCAUCUACGUGGAGCGGCUGGAGGAGGACAGCCCCGCCAGGGCCGCCGGCGGGCUCAUGCCCGGAGACCUCAUCCUGGAGUACAGCUCGGUGAGCCUGCAGGGCCGCACGGCGGAGGAGGCGUAUCUGGAGAUGCUGAAGCCCCUGGACACGGCCACCCUGAGGGUGCAGCAUCGCCUGGAGGAGUUCAACAUGCUCAGGGGCACCCCUGGAGACGGCUUCUACAUUAGAGCACUUUAUGACCGGAUGGCCGAGGUGGACGAAGACCUGAGCUUCAAGAAGGACGACAUCCUGUACGUGGACGACACGCUACCAAAGGGCAACUUUGGCUACUGGAUGGCCUGGCAACUCGACGAGAACGCGCAGAGACUAGGCAGAGGCCAGAUCCCCAGCAAAUACAUGUUGGAGCAAGAGCUCCAGCGUCGGCUGAGCGUUCCGGACGGGAAGGAGGAGGCCUGCUCCAGCCGGAGCCUGUCGGCAGCCGCGCGGCGUUCCUUCUUCCGCAGGAAGAACCGGCACAAGCGCAGCACGUCGCGCGAGGGCAAGGACACGCCUGCCCCCGACGCCAUCAGCACCGACUCCAUCCCCUACAUGGAGGACUGUGUAAACGUGGCCUACCAGCGUGUCCAGAAGGUGGAGUGCAUCUCCCCCAGGCCCGUGCUGCUCCUGGGGCCCCUGGUGGAGGCCACCAAAGACAUGCUGGUCAAACAGCCCGCCUGCAAGUUCUGCAGAUGCCCGCUGGAGGUAAUGAAGGCAUCCCAGCAGGCCAUAGAGAGAGGUGUGAAGGACUGCCUAUUUAUUGACUACAAGCGCAGGAGUGGCCAUUUUGAUGUGACCACUGUGGCCUCCAUCAAGGAGGUGACCGAGAAGCAGGACUGCCACUGCCUGCUGGACAUCGCCCCCCACGCCAUCGAGCGCCUGCACAGCGUUCACAUCUACCCCAUCGUCAUCUUCAUACGCUACAAGAAUGCCAAGCAGAUCAAGGAGCAAAAGGACCCUGUGUAUCUGCGGGAUAAAGUCUCUCAAAAACAUUCCAAGGAACAGUUUGAAGUUGCACAGAAGACAGAACAGGAGUACAGCAAAUACUUCACAGGGGUGGUCCAGGCAGGGAGUCUGAACUACAUUUGCACUCAGAUCGAGACCAUCGUGGAUCAGGAGCAAAGCAAAGUCCUCUGGAUUCCCGAUUGAUCACCGUUUUAAAUCACACACCGCCACCAACAAUUACCACAGCAACCAGCUGAAACACUAGUACAACAACAACAACAACAACAACAGCAGCAGCACCAACAAAAACACGUCGCUGAACACUAAACAACUACAAGAACACUUAACACGUUGACCAUGUGAAGGGGUACAACAGACUAAACUUAUGUGUGUGUGUUGUUAACGAACACUAAACACCUUAACGAUGUGAAGGGGUACAACAGACUAAACUUAUGUGUGUGUGUGUGUGUGUGUGUGUGUUGUUAACGACAUGCUCACAUUUCUAUUGCAUUUGCAUCACUGCGGCCCCUGGCCACUUUGACACUACCGAAGCUUUUGUUUUUCUUUCAGUCACAAUAGUAACACUUCAUUUCAGGCAAAAACAAACACUCGUUUACAAUCAACAACAAUUGUGUUUAUGUACUUUUGUCUUGCGUACUUGAAUGUGUUUUUCUCCUCUGUUUUUUUUUUUUUUUUUUUUAAUUUUUAAACCUCACCCAUUCUUUAAUCCCAAACCUCUCCCUGAUUCUGUCCUUUGUACUAGUCAGAGCAGACCUGUUUGAGGGUUCACCUUUGAUAACGCAUUAGCUACCGUUAGCCUGGGGUACGUACAACCUAAGGAAAGAUUAUGUUUGUCGCCAGCAUGCAACAGCCUAAUGACACACCCGUUGUCUGUCUCUUCUUGAUUUAAUCAUGUAGAAAUCUCACUGCUAGGUCACAGACUUGGUCUAAUGUAUGUAGCAAGUGAUGAUGAUCGCUCCGUGGGAAAUCACCCCGUGUCUUUUAUUUUCUCCUGUGUAUUUUGUGUUCCUCGUCUCUUACUCUCGUCGAUUUUAAAUGUAUCUAUUUAAAGGACAGAAAAAGUACUGGUGCAAUUUGUUUUGACGGUAUGGUCAUUUAAUAUUUCCCUCCUUGUUAAUUUCCGAUUAACUUUUUUAUAUAUAUAUUAUUAUUAUUAUUAUUGAUAUUACUGUUGAUGUUAUUUAAUAUGGUUUUGUAGCUCUGAAGUGAGAUGCAGAUAUGUUACUAAAGGAUGAAUCCAGUGCUCAGUCUUAAAACAGAAUUCUGUCCCUCAGUAUAACAUUGUGCCAAAUCUCCAAGUCUCUCCCUUCUUAUUUUGGCUCUGUUUUGCACUUGAAUCUUUCCCUUCUAGCAUUUACGCUCUGAAAUAUAUUUUUGUUAUCAUAUUGCUGUUUUAUUUUAGGUACGUUGACUAGUUAUCCUGUACAAGCAAAUGCAAGUGGUGUGUGUGUGUGUGUGUGUGUGUGUGUGUGUGUGUGUGUGUGUGUGUGUGUGUGUGUGUGUGUGUGUGUGUGUGUGUGUGUGUGUGUGUGUGUGUGUGUGUGUGUGUGUGUGUGUGUGUGUGUGUGUGUGUGUGUGUGUGUGUGUGCGUGUCUGUGCACAUAUGUAAGUGUGUGUGUGUGCGUAUCGUCAGUGUGUUCCCCAUAUCAUGUCCCUAACAUUUCACUAAUGUCCUGUACACAAAGCAGGAAUCGUUCUCCUACUUUAAAUCAUGAAGUGAAAAAGGGAUGUUCUCUUGCACAUUUUUUUUAUUAAGAAAAUGCUAUCCUGUGGUUGGACCAUCGAUUCACAACAAACCAUUUGGAAUCAUUACUUCAGUGAUGUCGAAAGAACUUUGCUGGGUUUUCCAGUAAGUGAUUACUGUAAGAGAGACAUUUCUCACAAUUGAAGACACCAAAUGUGUAAGCAUUAUGCUCAAAUUGGGAUUCUUCUCAAUGAAUAGACAUGACCUCUAUCUAAUGUUAAAUUAAUAAAUACAACUUAAAUUGUG
Molecule: messenger RNA, 8132 nt
Organism: Sardina pilchardus (European sardine)
Lineage: Eukaryota; Metazoa; Chordata; Actinopteri; Clupeiformes; Clupeidae
Product: disks large homolog 5-like
Exons: 34
Coding region: 407-6325 (1972 amino acids)
Biological process (GO): negative regulation of hippo signaling; regulation of apoptotic process
Cellular component (GO): plasma membrane
Molecular function (GO): protein binding
Source: RefSeq, a predicted model, not a curated record